ACUUAGAUUAAUUUUAAUUUCAGGUAAAACGUGCGUGUGGACCAGCAAAACUGUUAGAAGUCACUGAAGAUCCCAGAGUAAUAGCCACAUCAACGAUCCCGCCGAACUCUGUAGGAAACGGGAGUAAGCGAGUCGCGUCAAACUUUAGGAUUUUUCCCGCCUCCCCCGUCAAUCAACUGCAACAAUUUCUGGUGUCGAUAGCGAAAAGUAAAGGUUUCUACGGAAAUCUCGCCGAUAGCCUUUGCAGAGAUGAAAGUUACGCGGAACCGAAGGAUAUCCAUUGUUGGAAUGGCGAACGUAUUGGAGAGUACACGAAAACCGUCGUAGAUUCGGGCAUUAGCAUGCAGAAGUACAACCCGGAGGUAAAGCCCAGCAUAGACUUGCAACACUUGGAUCCCAGAAUAGCAAAUUUGGCGGACAAAUUGCGACACGUUCAUCAGAUGAUUAUCGCGGCGCUGGGAGCAGCCGGUCUGCCCGAGUCGGAUAAUUUUAUGCAAAGCGAUAGCGCCGACGGGUCCGGUUCGGGAGGCGGUCCCGACAUUUUGGACGAUACGGACGACGCGGAUGGACGAAGCGGUUCCGGUUCCGGAAAUGGUCCCAUCGUUACGCCCAACAAUCCGGUCAAUAGCGGCGGAGGACAAACGCGCGUUGUCAACUACAACGGUAGCGGAACCGGUCGAAAACACGACCCGCAACACGCCACCCCACAGGAACCAGCCGAAGUGCCAAGGAACGACAUUAACGAAAACUCGGGUAGCAAACGGUAUUGCGAUUUCACGUUGACCGCCUACGCAAUUUCAUUAGUCGUCUCCCUAACGAGAUAUUAACUCUCAUAUCAAUGUGAAAACGUUUCCUCAUGAUUUGUGCCAUGUCGACAUGGUUGGACAAGAGUAUUAGUGAGUUUAACUUUUCUCUAUUUUACCCGCGUCAGAUGCUAUUCGAAUAAACUGCAUUUUGCAUUUAUAAGAAUGGUAUCUGGCCAUUUUCGAGAGGGAGAACUUAUUUAUAGUUAGGACAAUAAAUUGUAUAAAUGCGAAAAGGUGCUAAGGAACUCGAUUAGAAAACGAAAAUUUGGAUUAACAUCGUGUUAAUGAGGGUCACCUUAAAAAUUGGCUGUUGAUAAGUAAUUUAUUUUUUGUAGUAGGUAUUAAAAUUUAAGAUGCGUUAAAGGGAAAUUGUUGAACGCUAAGAUUAUUUAAGUUAAAACCCCAUGCCAUGUAUAUAGCUGUUACGAUAGUUUAAGAAGACUGUAUGUAUUAGGUUUAGUUAUUUUUUAAUUUAUAACAGUUGCCAAGUUCCGGUUACGCGAAUAACUGCUUCCAAAUUCUCUCGUUAACUGAAGAUAUUUAAAAAUUUUAAGCUUAGUUGUCAGUUAUUUGAUGUUUAGACCUUAUACAAUCUUUAGGUGCUAUAAGUGGCUGGGAGAAUUGAAGCAUUCUCUCGCAAUCGGUGUGUUUUAAAAAAAAAGUAUCGUGUCUUUCCAUUAAUUAGGUUCUGCUUUAUGAGUAGAUAAAGCAAACUGUUUUUGUUAAAUAACUUUCUACUUAAAUAAUUAUUGUAUUAUAUAUUAAGGAUGAGACUGUGUGAUGUGUGUAGAUAGGUUUUGUGUAACCUUAAAUUAUUUUGAGAAUUAUCUGUGAUUUACAUAUUUUAUUAUUUAAUUGUGAGACACCUAUUUAUAGGGUAUAUAAAUUUGUUAAACAAUCGGUAUCAAUUCAGAAAACAGAAGUCAGUAGCGUAGAAAAUUACUAUAGAGACAAAAAUGUAACAGUCUUGACCAGUUUUUAUAAACAUGUUGUGCAGUUACUAUUUUGGAAAAUAUAGUACGAAAUGCCUGUGUUAUCUUCGUAUAAAAUAUAUAUAGGACAAAUUACCUUUCAAGAAAUAGCUUAAGAUGGUACCUAGAUAAGUUUCCAUUGCUUAUGAAGCAAACUUUUACGUCGAUGUAUUUUUUUUAAUUACCUUUUGUAGGCUUUUAAAAUGACAGUAUUUGCACAACGGAAAGCAAUAAGAUUACAUAUGUAACGGAAAAUACAGACGAAUCGCUCACUAACAAAACGUAAAAUUGUCUAUUGCAAAAAUAUCAACUAACUAGUCUUAGCUUUGUAAUGUUAUUCUUUAGGAAUCAAUUGAUCAUUUGAUAUAAAUGUAAUUAUUUGCCAUUAUUUUGGUAGAAUAAAAAGUGCUGCCUUUUUAUCA
Molecule: messenger RNA, 2199 nt
Organism: Photinus pyralis (common eastern firefly)
Lineage: Eukaryota; Metazoa; Arthropoda; Insecta; Coleoptera; Lampyridae
Exons: 4
Coding region: 342-827 (161 amino acids)
Source: RefSeq, a predicted model, not a curated record